AUGGUGUUAAUAACAGAGGAACAAGCUGAAGGUUCAAAGGUUCGAGAGAAUGGCAAGGCUGAAGGAGCUGGACUUAGCAAGAUUCAGUUUAGGACCAAUAAAGUGGCUACGGAUACACCUGUCAAGUCCGUCAUUAAGGUCGACGAAGUUGAGGAUGAGUGUGGGGUAUCAGGAGAAGACGAUCCUGGGGAGAUUGAAUUUGAUUACACACGCAACUAUUGGGAGGAUGAGGACGAUAUCUACCAAGAGUUUGAGGAGUUGGACUUUGAGGCCCUGCCGGAUCACUCGGACACGUGCACGAUCACCUCGGAUGAUUCGUUCUAUCCUCCAGACAAUUCAGUCGUCUCUCACAUGUACCGCUCGCUGAGCCCUGACAGCCCCGAGCCCAUCUCCUUCUUCAAGGCCUGCUGCGACAACAACGCCAUCAUCGUCAAGAUCAUGAUGAGACAAGGAGUGACCGAAGAGGAAGUGAGGGAAACAGAUAGGAACAGAAGAUCUGGUCUGAUUAUGGCGUGUUACCAUGGCUAUGUGGACGUGGUCAUCGCCCUCGCUCAGUGCCCGUAUCUGGAUGUCAACUGGCAGGACAAUGAGGGCAACACUGCUCUCAUUACUGCAGCACAAGCAGGUCAUGCGAUCAUCUCUAACUAUCUGCUGAACUACUUCCCCGGGCUCGACGUAGAGAGGAGGAACUGUCACGGUUUCACAGCUUUGAUGAAGGCUGCCAUGCAGGGCCGGCCUGAGUGUGUCAGGGCUCUCAUGCUGGCUGGGGGUGAUAUUCAGGCACGGGACAACGGCCGCAGAAUGACACCAAGGGAGUGGGCUCUCUUCACUGGUCGUUACGAGACAGCCAACGUAAUGUAUCGGCUGAUGUUGAAGCCCUGUGCUGAGCAGUUCUGUGACUCCUUCCCCCUGGAGUGGCCCUUGUUGGAGGAGCUGGUGGACCAGGCCCAGGAACCAAAGUCCUGCUGGAGGCGUUUGAUCAACUUUCUCUCCUGCUGCCCUUACAGGUUUUACAUCAACAGCAGGGUAAACCCUGUGGAUGACGGUGUUCUUGAACACAUGGUCCAGAUCACCUCCAGUAUCUCCAGCCCCUUCAUUGCCACAGCUUGCCACACAGUGUGCCCGGCUAGCCCACCGUGCAUCGGGAAGCGUCGUCACGCCGUGCAGGAGAUUCUGAGGCGACAGCGGGUGGCCGAGCUGAAGCGUCUGGGCCCGGACAGACUGAACAACUACAAAAGAUUCUUCCAGAACUCGCAGGUCCUCCUCAUCCCCAAGGCGACGGAUCGGAGGGCCAGCCUCCAGCCUCAGCUGCUAAGUGACGUGGCUGCGGCGUCGACGGUGGCCAUGAGACGAGCCAGUCUCCUGCCGCUCAACAUGCUUAGGAGAAGCAGUGUGCGGCCAGGCAUCGUGGUGCCCAAAGUGAGGCUCUGCAAAGCCCCGGUUCCGAGCUUUAUACCACAAAAACUCAGGCGAAGCAGCAACCAAAACCAGCUCCAGAUACCCAAAUGGGAUUACAAGAUGAAAAGAAUAGAGAAGAGGCAAGAGGAGGACAGGCAAAGACUGUUAACUCUGACAAGGAGGAAGUGA
Xiphias gladius (swordfish) is the source of this 1587-nucleotide messenger RNA. RefSeq names its product ankyrin repeat domain 33Bb (gene ankrd33bb). Gene Ontology annotation, molecular function: protein binding. The transcript is spliced from 5 exons. The record is from RefSeq and is a predicted model, not a curated record. The coding region runs from base 1 to 1587 and encodes 528 amino acids. Lineage: Eukaryota; Metazoa; Chordata; Actinopteri; Istiophoriformes; Xiphiidae.